AUGCCUCCAAAAUCAAGUGGAAAGAAGGGCAGCAAAGCAUCCGGAUCCAAAUCUGCUGCAAAACCAAUCAAUAGGUCAGAUCGUAAAGCUGUCGAAAGGACAUCUACAAGAGGAGCAAACACAUCUCUCGACACCGCAUCGCGAGCCCGCGCGCUCCAGAAACGGCUCGAUGAACUAGAACGUGAUAAUUCAGGAGCAUUGCCUGAUGUUGAUUUGGUGACCACUGUGCUGCAGCCAGUGUAUCAGACUGGUGCUGGGUCAGGCACAAAGAGGCCAAGAGGGUUGGCUGAUGGAGAGAAUCAAGACGCACCUGGAGCAUCAACAAAGGGCCGAAAGCAACAAGUUAGACGAUUGCUUCUGUUACGAAAGAACCUUUCUUCUUAUAUCGCUGAUUCUAAAUUCGAGCAAUUACCACCUGGAACACCAACAUACUUGACUGCCAACGCACCACCGUCGAAAUUCCCGCCGAGAAAGAUAUGCUCAGUGUGUGGAUUCGAAGGAACGUAUGCGUGUGUCAAGUGUGGGAUGAGGAGUUGCUCGAUACGGUGCUUGGCUGCUCAUGAGGAGACUAGGUAA
Messenger RNA from Synchytrium microbalum, 576 nucleotides. RefSeq lists its product as uncharacterized. Gene Ontology annotation, biological process: chromatin remodeling. The transcript has 4 exons. NCBI's taxonomy places the organism in Eukaryota, Fungi, Chytridiomycota, Chytridiomycetes, Synchytriales, Synchytriaceae. Gene Ontology annotation, molecular function: nucleosome binding. Gene Ontology annotation, cellular component: Swr1 complex. The record is from RefSeq and is a predicted model, not a curated record. The coding region runs from base 1 to 576 and encodes 191 amino acids.